ACCACCCCACAAACCCCAGGUUCAGUUGCCAUGACCAUCGUCAUUGGCUUCGAGGGCAGUGCCAACAAAAUCGGAGUUGGUAUCGUCAGGGAUGGUUUGGUGCUGUCCAAUCCGAGGAGGACGUACAUCACGCCACCGGGACAAGGCUUCCUCCCCAGGGAUACGGCGAAACAUCACAGGGACUGUGUCCUCGAUGUGACAAGGGAGGCGUUGGAAGAGGCAGAUGUCAAACCGGAAGAGAUUGACUGCAUUGCCUACACCAAAGGACCCGGCAUGGGAGCCCCCCUGGUCUGUGUCGCUGUGGUGGCCCGGACCUUAUCGCAGCUGUGGAAAAAGCCGCUGCUGGGGAUUAAUCACUGCAUUGGGCACAUAGAGAUGGGCCGAUUGAUCACAGGAGCGAAAAACCCCACGGUGCUGUAUGUCAGUGGAGGUAACACGCAGGUCAUCGCUUACUCGGAGCGGCGCUACCGAAUCUUUGGUGAAACCAUCGACAUCGCGGUGGGGAACUGUUUGGAUCGAUUUGCCCGGGUCCUGAAGAUCUCCAACGAUCCCAGUCCAGGAUACAACAUCGAACAAAUGGCGAAGAGGGGGACAACGUUUGUGGAUUUGCCCUACACAGUGAAGGGCAUGGAUGUCUCGUUCUCAGGAAUCCUCUCCUACAUCGAGGAGGUUGCACAGAGCAAGAUAACAGCUGGACAGUGUACAGCGGAGGAUCUAUGCUACUCGCUCCAGGAGACGGUAUUUGCCAUGUUGGUGGAGACCACGGAGAGAGCAAUGGCCCACUGUGGAUCCCAGGAGGUGCUGAUCGUCGGAGGGGUCGGCU
Molecule: messenger RNA, 823 nt
Organism: Rhincodon typus (whale shark)
Lineage: Eukaryota; Metazoa; Chordata; Chondrichthyes; Orectolobiformes; Rhincodontidae
Product: O-sialoglycoprotein endopeptidase
Exons: 8
Cellular component (GO): cytoplasm; EKC/KEOPS complex
Source: RefSeq, a predicted model, not a curated record